UCUAUCCAUACAUCGUUGUCAUGGCGGGCAUGGCUACUGCUAGUGGAGCUCCGCGGGUGUUUACGUCGCCCAUGCCGAGCUAUGGCGUCACCGCGCGCUCGCCGCUGGUUCUGGGCAGCAGCUUCGUGCCGCAUUCUUCCUCGAGGACGAUCAUCGCGUCGCCGGCGCGGCUGAUCUUCGAAACGAGCACGAGUAGGAUCAGCAUGGCCUGGGCGGGAAGCCUGGCGUCCAUUCGGCUCGUCAUCCAGGGCAAGCAUUUGGAGCUCACGGAGGCGCUCAAAGCUUAUGUGGAGGACAAAGUCGGCAAGGCCGUGCACAAUCACGCGUAUCUGGUGAUGGAGGUGGACGUUCGCUUGUCCGUGCGCGGCGGCGAGAGUGGCAGGGGACAAAAGCUCCAGAAAUGCGAGGUGACCAUGUUUACGAAGAAGCACGGUGUCGUGCGAGCCGAGGAAGCGACCGAUAGCAUGUACUCGGCCAUCGACCGGGUGUCGGACGUGGUGGCCAGGAAACUCCGCAAGAUCAAAGAGAGGGACGGACAUGGCCGGCGCUUGCCAUCUCACGUCGGGGAGAUCCUCUCCAGGGAAUCGUCUAGCGCUCCUCCAACCCCGGCUGUGGAGGAGCCUGACUUUCCAGACGAGAUUGUGAGAACCAAGAUCUUUGACAUGCCACCCCUCAAGAUCAACGACGCAAUGGACCACAUGGCAAACGUUGGCCAUGAUUUCUACGCGUUCAGGAAUGCCGAGAGUGGCGAGGUGAACAUCCUCUACAAGAGGAAAGAAGGCGGCUAUGGAAUCAUCAUCCCCAGGGAAGGCGAGGUGGAAGAGGGCGAGGAAGACAACAAGGAUGCGUAGAGGAGGCUCCAGAGUUUUGGAAAAACAGGGAUUCUCGACUGGCGGCCCGGAUCAAGGCCUCGACGCGGCUCUCCAGCCUCCGGGAGUUCCACGCGCGAGUCUCCUCAUGGACGUGUACAGCAAAUGGGGAGGCACGAUCGCCAUUACGUUUUCUUGUGGAAAAUCUUGCUGGUUCAUCUCGCUCGAGCUACUGCCGUAGUUUGGAACAAGUGCAUAUGCCCACACUGGGUAUAUGUCAAGGCGGAAAAACUGUUCUAUGCUCUUCGUGAGUUUCUUGAAACUCCAUGCUUGGAUGUUAUAGCUAGAACUCUGAAGUUGUGCAAGCCACAAUGUUGCUUGA
Messenger RNA from Selaginella moellendorffii, 1191 nucleotides. Its product is annotated as ribosome-binding factor PSRP1, chloroplastic. Gene Ontology annotation, cellular component: cytosolic small ribosomal subunit. The transcript is spliced from 5 exons. Gene Ontology annotation, biological process: primary metabolic process; negative regulation of translational elongation. Bases 21 to 851 code for a protein of 276 amino acids. Gene Ontology annotation, molecular function: ribosomal small subunit binding. Lineage: Eukaryota; Viridiplantae; Streptophyta; Lycopodiopsida; Selaginellales; Selaginellaceae. The record is from RefSeq and is a predicted model, not a curated record.